Messenger RNA from Lodderomyces oxycetoniae, 1458 nucleotides. RefSeq names its product sphinganine kinase. The coding region runs from base 1 to 1458 and encodes 485 amino acids. The transcript has a single exon. Gene Ontology annotation, molecular function: sphingosine-1-phosphate phosphatase activity. Gene Ontology annotation, cellular component: endoplasmic reticulum membrane. NCBI's taxonomy places the organism in Eukaryota, Fungi, Ascomycota, Pichiomycetes, Serinales, Debaryomycetaceae. The record is from RefSeq and is a predicted model, not a curated record.
AUGCAUCAAGGACACAAUUAUGAGACGCAUCUAAAAUAUACAAACCAAAAAAGAUUCUCUUUACGAGAUGGAGGUAAACUGGAAAUUGAAGAUCAUUCAUCAGAUGCUGGAAACAAAGAAGAUAACCAUUACAAGAAAAGAUUAUCGCCAAUACGGUACAAACUACGAAGCUUGCUUCUUCCAGUGAUCAGAUACGAGACUGAAAUUUUAUACAAAUUGCAAACAUGUUUAAGAAACCCGUUUUUUGAUUUUUAUUUUGCAUGGACCGCAAAUUUAGCUAGCCAUACGUUUUAUGUGCUUAUGUUACCACCGCCAAUAUGGUUUGGCGCCAGUGAUCUUUCAAGAGACUUGGUUUAUGUACUAGGCUUGGGCAUUUAUAUUACUGGAUUUUUAAAGGAUUAUUUUUGUUUGCCGCGACCACGAUCGCCCCCCUUGCAUAGAAUUACAAUGUCAAGCUAUACAACCCAAGAAUAUGGAUUUCCAUCAUCGCAUUCGGCAAAUGCUACUGCCGUUACUCUAGUGGUUUUUAAAUCGCUCCUUACACACAGAGCCAACUUUGCAAGUAGUACAUUCUAUGCCUUGAUAUAUGGGUUGAUUUUGUACUAUUGCUCGUUGAUUUUUGGACGGCUAUAUUGCGGCAUGCAUGGCUUUUUCGAUAUCUUGGUUGGCUCCUCUGUAGGAGCGUUGUUGUUUUUGUUCAGAUUAUACUGGGGUAAGCAAUGGGACCAAUUUCUCUUUAGUCAUGGAAUUAUUAUAGGAAUCAUGUUGAUAAUUGGUAUAUUUGUAUCCUUAAUUCAUUUCCACGCAGAACCAGUUGAUGAUUGUCCCUGUUUUGACGAUUCUGUUGCAUUUAUUGGUGUUUUGAUUGGGUUGGAUUUGAGUCACCUUAUUGCUUAUGAAACAAAGGUAUUUUACAACUUGAAUGAUAUAGGCGACAUGUUCUUGAUCCCCUUUGAUGCAAAAAGGGGCCCCUUAAACAUAAUCUGCAGGUUUGUGGCUGGUGUUGUACUAGUUGUUGCUUGGAAAAGUUUAUCAAAGCCAAUGAUAUUUACAAUAUUGCCACCAGUCUAUAAAUUUAUUGGGAUUUAUCUACCUAGACGUAAUUUUAUUGCUACAGCACACACAAGCCAACUGACUAGACAUAUCAGAAGCGCGUCCAUCUCCAAUGACGUGUCCCAAAUAGGUGAUUUGAGUAACUUCAUAAAGGGAGUCACUGAUCACAAGACGUUGGAUUUAGACAAUUAUGGACCCAAUAGUGAAAUUGAUUAUUAUGAGAUGAUCGACUACAGCAAGCAGUAUAAUGAUACAAGUAUUGAUGUUGAGAAAUUAAAGUUCAAAAGCGGAGUAUUCAAGUAUAGAUAUGAUGUGGAAAUAGUUGGUAGACUAUUCGUUUACGCUGGUAUUGCUGCAUCAGCUAUCUGGGCAUUUUACUUUGUAUCUAGCAUACUUAACCUAUAA